AAUGACAUGCCGUUUACUUUGCUGUUGUUGUGGUUGCUGCUUUCCCCGCAACUCACCUUUCCUUUCUUUUUUGAUCACUGAAUCUGGACGUUACAAAAGGAGCCAGCCAGUCAUUACUAAAACUCAUUUUAAAACCCAACACAACACACAAACACACCCCAAACAAGAGAGAAGCAAAGAAUAAUAAUAAGCUUUUCAGCUUUGUUCUUUGUUUUCCCUCUCUGAAACCAACACCACGCACGCCACUCCUCAAAUUUUCCACAUCACAUCGUCUCUUUCCUCUAAACGAUAAAGCUGUGGGAUUUUGAAUCUAGUGAUACAUUUUAUUGCAUGAGGGCAGAGCAGUGAAAAAUUCAUUUUGUGUAUUGGAAGCGCUAGUUCAGUAUGUCUUCUGCAAGCAAGGGUGAUAGGAAGGCUUCCCUUGAUGCAGCAUCAUGGUUGUUCAAUGUAGUCACGUCUGUGGGAAUAAUCCUUGUGAAUAAGGCCCUCAUGGCUACAUAUGGUUUUAGUUUUGCUACAACUUUAACUGGUCUGCAUUUUGCUACAACAACCUUGUUGACAAUCAUUCUUAAAUCACUGGGAUAUAUCCAGACCUCUCAUCUUCCAUUAUCUGAUAUAAUCAAAUUUGUCUUAUUUGCAAAUUUUUCCAUUGUUGGAAUGAAUGUGAGUUUAAUGUGGAACUCUGUCGGUUUCUAUCAGAUUGCUAAGCUGAGCAUGAUUCCAGUAUCUUGUUUCCUGGAGGUUGUCUUGGACAAUGUACGAUAUUCAAGGGACACAAAGCUUAGUAUUGUUUUGGUUUUGCUUGGUGUUGCUGUCUGUACAGUCACCGAUGUUAGUGUUAAUGCAAAGGGUUUCAUAGCUGCUGUAAUAGCAGUAUGGAGCACAGCACUGCAACAGUAUUAUGUGCAUUUUCUUCAAAGGAAGUAUUCUAUUGGGUCGUUUAACUUGUUGGGCCACACUGCACCAGCACAGGCAGCAAGUUUACUGCUAGUAGGCCCCUUUCUGGACUAUUGGUUGACAAACAAACGAGUUGAUGCCUACGACUAUGGUUUUACAUCCACUUUGUUUAUCAUCCUGUCCUGCACCAUUGCAGUAGGUACAAACCUCAGCCAGUUCAUCUGCAUUGGUAGGUUCACGGCUGUAUCAUUCCAAGUCCUUGGCCAUAUGAAGACUAUUCUGGUCCUGAUCUUAGGAUUCAUUUUCUUUGGAAAAGAGGGUCUCAAUCUACAUGUUGUUCUAGGCAUGAUCAUUGCAAUAGCGGGAAUGAUCUGGUAUGGCAAUUCUUCUUCUAAGCCAGGGGGGAAGGAACGUCGUAGCUUUUCCCUUCCUACCACCAAAACCCAAGAUUAUAGUGCUCUACCUGUGUCCUCUGAACCAGAUGCGAAAGUAUAGAAAACAGUAGAAAUUUACAUGAGAACAUGGUGAAACUUUUGGUGAAGUGCGUGGAAAAAUCAGGUGCCCUUUAGGCGAGCUGAUUCAGUUUCUUUAUACCUAGAGGGAAUUCCCAAUUAUUUAUAGAUCUUAGUCAUGUCUUUGCUUUUUGCGUUAAGGAAUUGUUUGGGAGGGAGGGGGAGGACAACACAUUGUUAAAGGAGGAAAAUUCUACAUUAUGUUCCAUUUUUUUAUAGUAGAAAAAUGUUGCUAUCACUUUUAUAGUAAUGUGUAAUUCCAUUUUUACCAUCGGGGUUGGUUGAAUUGUAACAUGCUCAUGACAACUACGUUAUUUGGGUUCAGAUAUAGUAUGUGUUGAAUUCAAAUAUAGGAAUCUGUGUUGGUAGAGGAUCUAUAAUGGUAGUGUAAACCACUUUGGUAGUUUGGCU
Molecule: messenger RNA, 1820 nt
Organism: Abrus precatorius (Indian licorice)
Lineage: Eukaryota; Viridiplantae; Streptophyta; Magnoliopsida; Fabales; Fabaceae
Product: UDP-rhamnose/UDP-galactose transporter 6-like
Exons: 6
Coding region: 385-1392 (335 amino acids)
Cellular component (GO): Golgi apparatus
Molecular function (GO): antiporter activity; UDP-galactose transmembrane transporter activity
Source: RefSeq, a predicted model, not a curated record